Messenger RNA from Thermochaetoides thermophila DSM 1495, 1245 nucleotides. RefSeq lists its product as uncharacterized. The coding region runs from base 1 to 1245 and encodes 414 amino acids. The transcript has 2 exons. Gene Ontology annotation, biological process: maturation of SSU-rRNA from tricistronic rRNA transcript (SSU-rRNA, 5.8S rRNA, LSU-rRNA). Gene Ontology annotation, molecular function: protein binding; snoRNA binding. Gene Ontology annotation, cellular component: Pwp2p-containing subcomplex of 90S preribosome; small-subunit processome. NCBI's taxonomy places the organism in Eukaryota, Fungi, Ascomycota, Sordariomycetes, Sordariales, Chaetomiaceae. The record is from RefSeq and is a predicted model, not a curated record.
AUGGCCUGGGUAGCAGAUAAGGCGCGGUUUUAUCUCGAACGGGCGGCUCCCGAGCUGCGCGAGUGGGAGGAGAAGGAGAUCUUCACCAAAGACGAAAUUCGCAACCUCGUAGCCAAACGGUCCGAUUUCGAACAUCUUGUGCUCGCCCCCGGCACCAAGCCGACCGAUUUCCUCAACUACGUCAACUGGGAACGCUCGCUAGAUCGCUUACGUGCGAAACGCUGCGCCCGUCUCAACAUCCGCUCCGUCACCUCUCACGCCAGCCAAGCUCGCACCUUCGGCAUCUUCGAGCGCGCAGUUCUCAAGCAUCCUGGAAGCAUCGAGUUAUGGCUCGCCUACCUUGAAUUCGCCGCCCAGGUGAAAGCGACAAAGCGCUGGCGCCGUAUCAUGACCCGCGCUCUGCGCCUUCACCCGAUGAACGCCUCGCUUUGGACACUCGCCGGUCGUCGCGCAGCUCAGAACGGCGAUAUGCAGCGUGCGCGCGCCCACUUCCUGCGUGGUUGCCGUUUCUGCACGCGCGAGCCGACGCUCUGGCUGGAGUAUGCCCGCUGCGAGAUGGACUGGCUUGCGCGCAUGGAAGCCAAGAAGCAAGGGCAGGGUGUGAGAAAAGGUGUCAAUGCUCUCGAAGCCAUCAAGGCUACCGAGGGUCAGGAAGAGGGCGACAUCAUCCCGAUUGGGGAGGACACCGAGGACGACAGCGGCGACGAGGACGGGCUUAUCCUGCCCGAUCCGGACGCCGAGGGCACCGACGGCACCAAGAAGGCUGCCAAGCCAGUCUUCGACGCCGAGCAGACCAAGAAGCUCGAGCAGAGCCCCGCUCUCAGCGGCGCAAUUCCCAUCGCCGUUUUCGACGUCGCCCGGAAGCAGCCCUUCUGGGGCCCUGCCGCCGCCGAGAAGUUCUUCGACGUGUUCGCCAAGUUUGGACAUCUCUCCUGCCACGAGCGGAUCAUCUCUCAUGUGGUCACCACCAUGCAGGAGCUCUUCCCCAACCACCCGUGCACCUGGAGCGUGCACAUCCGCCAGCCGCUUGUCGGCGUCGAUGUGCUUACGCCGGCGUUCCCUAAGGCCCUACGCGAGUCGCUUGCCCGCCUCAAGGCCGCGCUGCAGAGCACGACCGAUAGGAAGGCGCUGGCGACGAAGAUGGUCGCCUGGAUGGAUGGUAUUCUUGCAAUUGAGAAGCUGGAUGCUGCCAUCCGCACCGUAUUGGAGCACACCAAGCGCUCGCUGGAGGAGUCGCCCAGCUGA